AUGCCAUCGCAGCCGCCUAUUUGGCGAAGCCCUCCGACCGACGUGACCUCAUGGGGCCGCCGUGUUCACGUGAUUUUUCACGCAACCUGGCUUCACGCGGUCGCUCGCUACCGCGCGCGCGUGUGUGUGAAGGCAGUUGUUGAACUUAAACAGCUGUUUUUGUCAGUGUCACUACCUGCCCAGCAACUAAUGGACCUUAGAAUGGAGGCGGCGUACAAUUUGCAGUUGCUAUACCGCCACAACAAGAACCCGGAAAUGGCGCGGUACAUCAUGCAGAAGUACCUGGUCAUCGAGUGA
Messenger RNA from Mesocestoides corti, 297 nucleotides. The record is from the annotation of a GenBank genome assembly. Lineage: Eukaryota; Metazoa; Platyhelminthes; Cestoda; Cyclophyllidea; Mesocestoididae.